GUAAUUGCAAAAACCGGUACACUUAAAACAUACACGAAAUUCGAGGCAGAGAUAUAUGUGCUCACGAAAGAGGAAGGUGGUCGCCACACGGCCUUCUUCUCGAAUUAUAGACCUCAAUUUUACAUGAGGACUGCUGAUGUCACCGGUAAAGUCGAGUUGCCUGAAAAUGUGAAGAUGGUUAUGCCCGGAGACAAUGUAACGGCUGUUUUCGAUCUUAUAUAUCCCGUUCCUCUCGAAGCAG
Striga hermonthica is the source of this 241-nucleotide messenger RNA. The record is from the annotation of a GenBank genome assembly. NCBI's taxonomy places the organism in Eukaryota, Viridiplantae, Streptophyta, Magnoliopsida, Lamiales, Orobanchaceae.